This is a messenger RNA of Pneumocystis jirovecii RU7, 1395 nucleotides long. RefSeq lists its product as uncharacterized. The coding region runs from base 1 to 1395 and encodes 464 amino acids. Lineage: Eukaryota; Fungi; Ascomycota; Pneumocystomycetes; Pneumocystales; Pneumocystaceae. The transcript has a single exon. The record is from RefSeq and is a predicted model, not a curated record.
AUGGGUAAAAAAACACCGAUGAAUACAUUAGAUUUAGAAAAAAAUUCCAGUUAUUUUGAUGAUGAUAAGAAUUCAAUUUUUUUACGAAUGAAAAAUCGGCAUUUUUCAAUACUUCAUUCGAAUCUUUCAAAAAUAUUUUCCCCUUCACGAGAGAUCAAACAAGAAGAUAAAGGACACAAGAAUAAAGAAAAUGUGUCGAUCAAAAAAGGUGAUCAACAGUCAAAACAAAGCAAAGAGUCAUCUGUGCAAAAAGCCAAUGGUUUCAUAUCUCAUUUGCAUCUUUGCCGUCCUUUGCAAACUACAUCAUCUUUAUUUCAUGUUCCUUUCUCUUUGGCCAUGCGGUGUGCUAUUUCGUCUUCAGCAGUUCUUUUUUUUAUGCCUACAAAGGCAGAAUAUUUCUCUGAUCAGGUAUCAUCAUUAACUCAGUUCAAUGAUUCUUUAUUAUUUUCUUUUGAAAGAGGAAUCGGCAUGUUUGUAUUAAUAGAAGGAGCACUUUUGCAUUAUGGCUUAUAUGACAAUGAUAUGUGUAAGCCAAAACACGUGAUAAGAAUUCAGCAUAAUACAAGUAUUCGUGUAUUGAAUCAUAUUGAAGGCACAAGAUGGAUAUUGGAACUCGUAAGUUCGAUAGAUGUGUCAGAUGAGGGUUCAAGUAAUAAUGAUGAGUUAACGCUUCAAACUUCUAUCUUAAAGAAUGUAUCUUGCUUAGAUGUUUCAUUAAAAAAUGAUAAACAGAAAGAAAUUGUUUUAUUCAGCAUAGCUACACAAAAAUCUCUGAACCAAUGGCUCAAAAUAUUUCAACAAGAAAUCUCUCGAAGCAAAAAGCAUUUAUUGUCUAGUCAGAAUUCCAAAAACAAUACAUUUGACACAAAUUCUAAUAUUCUUUCGACCUUGCUUCCUCUAAAAAAUCCGCAAGGAAAAAGGCCACCAAUACCGGUGCGUCCAGACUUUAUAGACUUAGGCUCUGAAUUAGUAACAAAGCAACUCCGUAUAGAAUGCAAAGAAACAAAUCAGUCAAAUAAUCACGAUAAUUCAGAUAAACAUUCUUGUGAAGAAAUUAGUAAAGAAACUAUUCAUACACCAAAAGUGCUUGAUUCUACAAUAAAUAAGAUCCAAAAGAAAGACUAUAGUCCAUUAGCAGUUAAAAAACCUUCUGUUUUGUCACUCUUCACAUCUCCAGAUGUACCAAGUGUCUCAGACUGUCCAUCAUUAGAGGCAUCUAAUUCAGAAGACUCUCGAACCCCUUCCUAUGCAUCAUCUGCAUCGAUACCAGCAAGUUAUCAUAAAGAAAAUACAUUUUAUCAGCUUUUAAAUACACACGGUACCCAAAAGGAGAUAUUAACUUUAAUUCCACAGUGUCCAUUAUUAUCACAGCACAUAGUUCGCAACAAUAUAUAA